GACCGCCGCCGCGGGUGGCUCCUCAGAGCACUGCAGUGCGGUGAGCGGUCCUGGGCACGUCGGACUGGAGGAUACCCGCUCCAGCCCCCGCGGGCGCGCCUUGAGCAGCACGAACCCCAUUUCUCUUCCACGGCUGAGGAACGAGCGGAGCCAGCGCAGCCAAGAGCUUGGACUUGCAUAUCAGCAGAAUGGUUUAUUAUGUUCCAUUAUUGGGGAUUUCUUAUUGCUGGUGAUGGGUGAGCGUGAAAAAGCAGAGCUUGACUUGCACAUCACAGGCUCCUCUUUAGCCUACUGUCCUGAAGGCAAGAGCUUCUGGCUUAUAAGGAGUCUCUAUUAACAAUUCAAGUUGGCUGGAGAAUGGAAGGUGUUGAGUUUAAGGAAGAAUGGCAAGAUGAAGAUUUUCCAAGGCCUCUGCCAGAGGAUGAUCCUGUGGAGUCGGAUGUAUUGGCUGCCACUGGAACAGAAAGCGAAGCUGAGGCUAAUGGAACCAAGGUGAGGAAGAAACUGACGGCUCCAGAUAUUAGGUUAACUUUGGAUCAUAGUGAGGAGUCUGUUUUGUCUGAUGACUUGGAUGGGAGUGGAGAGAUUGAUUUGGACAAUUUAGAUACUCCUUCAGAAAAUAGCAAUGAGUUUGAAUGGGAAGAUGACCUUCCAAAACCAAAAACUACUGAUGUCAUUAGGAAAGGAUCACUUACUGAAUAUGCUGCGGCAGAGGAGAAAGAUGAUGGUCGACGCUGGCGAAUGUUUAGAAUUGGUGAACAGGACCACAGGGUGGACAUGAAGGCAAUUGAACCAUACAAAAAAGUUAUCAGUCAUGGUGGCUACUAUGGUGAUGGGUUAAAUGCCAUUGUUGUGUUUGCUGUUUGCUUUAUGCCUGAAAGCAGUCAGCCAAACUAUAGAUACCUAAUGGACAAUCUAUUUAAGUAUGUAAUUGGCACUUUAGAGCUGUUGGUAGCAGAGAACUAUAUGAUAGUUUACCUGAAUGGUGCAACAACACGGAGAAAAAUGCCAAGUUUAGGCUGGCUCAGGAAGUGUUACCAGCAAAUUGAUAGAAGGUUAAGGAAAAAUUUGAAAUCAUUAAUCAUAGUUCAUCCUUCUUGGUUCAUCAGAACACUUCUGGCCAUCACAAAACCCUUUAUUAGCUCAAAAUUCAGCCAAAAAAUUAGGUAUGUCUUUACCCUGGCGGAACUAGCUGAACUCAUCCCCAUGGAAUAUGUCGGCAUCCCAGAAUGCAUAAAACAGUAUGAAGAAGAAAAGUUUAUAAAGAAACAGAAAAGAGUUGACCAAGAGUUGAAUGGAAAACAAGAGCAGAAGAGUGACCAGUAAGUUUGGAGUCCAGCUAAGACUGAAGAAUAUGCAGAUGGAAUGAUGCUAUCUUUGCUCCAUUUACAAUGCAUUCUCUGUGUGUGUAUAUAAUAUAAUCUGUUGCAAAGGGUGCUUAAUUCCUUUGGACUGGCACACAACGGACUGCUUGCUGCUGUAUUGGUCUGUCUUGACUUCAAUAGCUGCGUUUAUGUAUUCAUUUUAUACUGCUAAAUAUCAAAGAACCCUGUGUCUUCAGAGGAUGUUCUUGCAAUUGUUUAUCUAAAUGAUGCAUGUUCUUCAGUAAAAUAUUUAUAUACCUAAAUGUUAAAGAGAUAAUAUAUAUAUAUUUUUAUGACUGAGCAAUAUAUUAUGUGUACCUGCUGAAGGAAUUCAUUUGCAGGUAGACAAGGCCAUAAGUUACUUGUUGUUAUUGUAUAAAGAUGUUUUGCUGUAAAUGGUCAAGUGCAUUUCUUGGUUGUCACAAAACCCUUAAUUUGUUUGGCUAUUAACAAUCACUUAAUGUUGUCUUUCACAA
Messenger RNA from Melopsittacus undulatus (budgerigar), 1840 nucleotides. RefSeq names its product BCL2 interacting protein 2 (gene BNIP2). Gene Ontology annotation, biological process: apoptotic process. NCBI's taxonomy places the organism in Eukaryota, Metazoa, Chordata, Aves, Psittaciformes, Psittaculidae. Bases 358 to 1326 code for a protein of 322 amino acids. The record is from RefSeq and is a predicted model, not a curated record. The transcript has 12 exons. Gene Ontology annotation, cellular component: cytoplasm.